UUUUCGAUUUUAAGGUAUUUAAAAUAGAGACAUAGAAACUGUAUAAAUAUUUAUGAAAUUUGGUUUCACUCCAGAUUAUUUUUCUGAUUUUCGAGUCGAUUUGAAUGAUAAAAAUUAGAAACCAUUUAAUACUAAAUUAAUCUGUGUUUAUGUUUAUUUUUUGUUUGAUUUAACUUUUUUAUUCAAAAUAAAAUAAUACAGAUUUAAAUAGAAUAUCAAAUAAUUGAAAUAUUUUAGAUGCUUUAAUAAAAUAUGCAAUUUUUUUAAUUUUUAUCAUCAAUAUAAAACAAUCCUAUUAAUACUACACUAACAAAAACUGAAUACUUUAAAUCUAUGUGUAUGGGUUGUACACGGGUUGACUUGUGUAACACCUAGUGCUAAAUCGUUACGGUAUUUGAAUCCGAGAUACAUAUGUAAUGUUGAGUGCGUUCUUUUACUCUUUGGCCUUGUCCAUUUCUACAUCUAAAAGAUGCAUCCAGAUGAUCUAUUUUAGAUAUUUUAUCUAGAUAAAAAUGUUUUUCGUUUUUAUAUUUCAUAUAUGUAUUUAGAUAAAUCAUCUAUAUUUGUUGGCUAUUUUUUUAACUUGCAUUUAUAUUCAGAUGAACUUGUUAAUAAUGACUAAAAUUGCGUUUUUUGGCGGAAAAUAUGUUUUUGUAGAUUUGAAGGAAAAGUGCAUUUUUACAGUUUUGACAGAAAGGUAUGUUUUGUCGGGUUUGGUCGAAACAAUAUUUUUAUGGUUUUGAUGGAAAGAUAUUUUUUUGCGGUUUUGGCAGAAAAGUGUGCUUUUAAGGGUUUGGCCGAAAAUGCAAUUUUGCGGUUUUGAUGAAAAAGUGUUUUUUUGGUAGAAAAUGCGUUUUUACGGAUUUGGCCAAAAUGACAUUUUUGCGGUUAUGACGGAAAAGUGCGAUUGCGGUUUUGGUGGAGAAAUGUUUUUUUGCACUUUUAGUGGGAAUUUUUUAUUUUGCGGUUUUGGCGGAAAAAUGUGUUUUUGACGAAAAAUGUGAUUUGCAGUUUUUAUGGAAAAUGCGAUUUUGACAAGAAAAUACGUUUUGCAGUUUGACAGAAAAGUGCGUUUUUGCGGUUUAAGCUGCAAAAGUGCAAUUUUACGGAUUUGGUUGAAAGUGCAUUUUAACGAAAAUGUGUAUUUCUACGUUUUUUGCGGUUUUGGCAGAAAAUUGCGUUUAAUGGCGAACAAUUACGUUUUUCAGUUCUGACAGAAAAAUGUAUCUGUAAAAAGUUAGGAGUUUUGGUUUGAAAAAAAAUAUUUUGGUUUUUAAAGGUUAUUUUGUCAUAUAUUAUUUUGAGCCUAAUUAGAUGCAUUUGCAUUUAUAUGCGCAUGGAAACAUGCCCUCAUUUGAGUAAAAUUUGAAAUGAAUUUUCAAAAAUACAGUAGGAUGAUUCAUUCGUAUGUUGCAUUAUAACGUGCAUCUUCACCCAAAUUAAUUACCUUUUUAUAUUAUUUAGGCAAGGUGUAAAAGUAAUCUAUUUUCUUGUUUCAAAUUUAUUUUCACCAAUUACAAAUAGUUGCAAAAGUUAAUUGUCUAAAUUUUUUUAUGCACUCAUCGCCUUAACAAUUUAGUGCAUAAAAUGAUUAAACUAACACUAAUUACUCAAAACUUCAAACUUUUACCUUAAUUUUUUCUUUAAAUAUUAACUUUUAAUUACUAAGCUAUAAUUUAAAUAUAAAAUAUAAAAAUAAAUUUUAACUUUUAGUUAAAGUUAUUUUAGUUAUUUUUCUUUUGUGUUAAUUUUAGAAUAAGUAGAUGCUUCAUUGAUAUCGAUUAAGAGUAUGCCUUUAAUUUUGGAUGAUUCAAUUGUAGAAAAACUAAAACUAAAAAUAUUUGAUUUUAAAAAUUUUAGUUUAAAUUUUCUUAAUAUAAUUGUAUUUUUGAAUAUUUUAUUCGAAUAUUGGUUUGGUCAAAACACCAGUCCGAACCUGCACUGCACGUAUACCUUAUUUUGCAAGAGUAUGACGCGUGUCUUCAAAUUUGUUGUUUGGGCUCUAAUAAUGUCUUUCGAAGAGGCCCAAAGGUAUCAUCAUCCGGGUUGGUCUCUCACCUCACCAUUGCAUCGAUGGGACACUGUCGCGCAAGCAGUCAAAUGUGACACGUGGACUGUUAUAAGCUGACGUGUCGAAUGUACUUUCAUCAGGUGGAGGAUAAGUAAAACGUUACGGAACCAUUUCGUCACUUUCCGUUAUCUUAUUUAAACUAAAGAGGGAAACAAAGAGAUGCAAUAAGAUAAUCGAAGUCAAGCGAUAAAAAUAAAAAAAACCAAUAACAAAGAUCGAACAACUCUACAAGAGAUGACUGCAUCAAAGGAUGGCGCUAAUAGUUUCACUAACAUUUCCGUAGAGGAGCACUUUAGCGUCUCUCAAUCUACUUCCGGUGGACAGUUUGUAGGCCCCACAGAAGAAAUUUCAACGGCGGCUGAUGCACUUAUAGGGAGGUCGGCGACAUUGACGGAGGCUCUCAAAGCAGCGGCCAUUAACGUAGGCCAUAAGCCAGUGGAAACAACUGACUUAGCUGCCAUAAAAGAGUUGGAAGCUAGAGCUACCGGAGGCAAAAUAGAAAGAGGCGAUAGUGUAACCUCCAUGGCAAAUGAGGCGGUUGCUCGAAACAAAAAAAUAGGUAAAGAAGAUGACAAGAAGAUUCGUCUCCGCGACAUUGUCGCCGAGAUUGAUGUGAGGGUAACGAGAGACAGGUCAGUGACGAGUGAAGACGCGGAAGCAGUGGUUCAGGCUGAGCUCAAUCAUUCUCCCUAUAACCAUGUUAUUCCUGGAGGCGUCGCUGAGUCUGUGGCUGCAGCUUAUAAAUUAAAUCGUAGUCCCUCUAUGUGAUAUUAAUUACUUUGCGAUGUAUAUAAAAACAUAUGACAUAUUACGGUCUUAUGACGUUUGUUGGCCUCUCUUUAGUUGCACAAAAUGAAUUAUAUAUUAUAAGAACGAGCGUAUAGAUUUCAAAAGUAUAGAAAUAAAUAAAUAAAAAUAUCUGGGACAAUAGAAUUCAAGCAUAUAUACAAUUCAAAAUCUGCCAGAGUAGAGAUAUUUGCAAUUCUGAAUCUGAGAGAUGUAAGUGCAUUUCAUUUACUAUGAAAUGGUUAUACCUUAUAUGAUGACUGAUGGGAGUAGGCUUGCCGUUUUUAACCGAACCGAACUUGUGGAACCAAACCGAAAUUUUGGUGAAUUCGGUAAUGGUAAUGGGUAAUGGUAAUGAGUUCGGUUUAGUUCGGCAACUUUAUUAAAAAAAUCGAUUUUUGGUUCGGUAAUCGGUUAGUCCAUUUUUUAACAUUUUUUUUUAACCAAAUUUCAAAUUAAACAAAUCUAAAUUAUGAACCAAAUUAACCGAACAAACCAAACAAACUUAAAUUAUCUGAAUUUGACAAAAUUUAACUAAAUUGUUAACCGAAAUAUCAUCGAAACCAAAAAUUUCAAUUAGUUUCGGUAAAAAAUAUUUAAAACCGAACUAUCCGAAAUAUUUUUAUAGAAUCAGUUCAGCGAGAUUUUGAUCGAACCGAACUGUUCAAAUUCCAAAUUACCUGAACUCACAUGCCUAGAUGAAAGUACCAUUAUUGUCUCCGAGUUUAUUUACAUUGGCACAGUGCAGACUCACAAUCACGAUCCACCGGAGAGAGUGUGAGACAACUAGCUAGUGAGAAGGUGGACUUACCGCAUGGUACGUUGUUAAACAAGAGAGGAAGUGAUUCAAUAGUUAAACUCUAUCUAGACUAUACUAUCGUGGUGGAUAUUUGUUAAGAUGAAUAUGAUUUUUUUUUCUCAACUUCAACUCAUCAUUAACUAAUUAAAAAAUGUUUAAAAAAAAAUAAUUAAAAAAUGUUACAACGAAUAAUCCAACCAACAAAAACAGAACAAAAGCAUGAUGCCAAAACAUAAUUCUCUCUUCUUUUUUUUUUUCAUUUUCCUACAAAUCUCAC
Messenger RNA from Brassica rapa (field mustard), 3933 nucleotides. Its product is annotated as late embryogenesis abundant protein 49-like. The record is from RefSeq and is a predicted model, not a curated record. NCBI's taxonomy places the organism in Eukaryota, Viridiplantae, Streptophyta, Magnoliopsida, Brassicales, Brassicaceae.